Eruca vesicaria subsp. sativa (arugula) is the source of this 849-nucleotide messenger RNA. Lineage: Eukaryota; Viridiplantae; Streptophyta; Magnoliopsida; Brassicales; Brassicaceae. The record is from the annotation of a GenBank genome assembly.
AUGACUCUAACUCUAAGCAUGGCGGAAACCCUAGAUUCUCUCAUCGACAACCCCCAAGAAACCGAUUACUCCUACGCUCAUCCCGAUGAAGAAGUCAACACUAACAACAUCGAUCUCUCUCUCCUCCGCAUCAACAGCUUCGGAAACUCCUCCGAUCGCCGCCGCGCGAACUCAUCUCCUCCGCAGUUUCCAUCGCACGGAUCUUUCGGCUCUUCUUCAACCGCCGCCGCAACCACCAGCCCCGUGAAACGCCCCUCCCCGGAGUCUAAAGAAGCCGAUGAGCCUAGACGCAAGAAGCUCUUUCUUCCCCCACCGCCACGUGACGCUGAGGAUGACCAUACGAUGUCGAAUCGCAUGGGAUACUCUAAGAUUCCUCUUCCUGUGGAUUCUAACCCGACGCGAGUCCGUCCCAUCUACAGACGAUCUCUCUCCGAUACAUUUGCUUCCCGAAGCCGUGUCGCUCAAGAAACAGCACCUUCUCUUCCUCCGCGGCCUCCGGUUUUCCGGAGGUGCGUCUCUGAUGUUUCACCGGGACCUUCGAGGGGGAUUCAAGAAACUUCUGAAGCCAAUAAGAUGCUGUAUGCUAUCAAGAAUGGAGUUGUUGAAUUGGAUCAGUGGUGUAAUAAGCUUCUACAGUACGGUGAAUUGGUUUCUUCUGUGAAACGAGAUGACACUGACCCUAAGGAAGAAGAUGAAUCACAAGAGGGGGAGGGCCAAGAGAAAGAGUGUAAAGAAGGAGUGAAGGUGGACAGAGUUGGUGAGGCCUUUGUGGUUGAGAUCAACUGUCCUUGUGGUAGAAACUACAGAACUCUCUUCUCUGGCCGUGACUGCUACUACAAGCUCUUGUAG